Corythoichthys intestinalis (scribbled pipefish) is the source of this 1644-nucleotide messenger RNA. It is a transcript of the gene fbxl22, whose product is annotated as F-box and leucine-rich repeat protein 22. Gene Ontology annotation, molecular function: protein binding. The coding region runs from base 200 to 949 and encodes 249 amino acids. NCBI's taxonomy places the organism in Eukaryota, Metazoa, Chordata, Actinopteri, Syngnathiformes, Syngnathidae. The transcript has 3 exons. Gene Ontology annotation, cellular component: cytoplasm. The record is from RefSeq and is a predicted model, not a curated record.
AUACUAACUUGUCACUCAGGGUGUCUUUGUAUCAAAUGACUACGCUAGGCUAGUGUAAACAUCUGCUUCAUUCUGGUGGGCCUUCAGCCGCCUGUUGAGAGCCACGACAGAUGGAAAGGGAGCGUGUGGCUCAAACACUCCCCUGUUUGACUGGCCUGGCAGUUGUCUUCCCAAAAUAGCCUCCGCUCCGCUGCCUUAUAUGUGCAAGGCCUCCAGCAUGCGCCUGAGGAGGCCUCUCCGCGGAUCUGGAGACGAGCGCACCAUGGAGCUUAUCCUGCUCAACCGCGAGUGUCUCCUGCACCUUUUCUCCUUCCUGGAUAAGGACAGCCGUAGGAGUUUGUCUCUCACCUGCAUAGCGCUGCGGGAUGUCUUCCUGGACCCCCGCCUGUGGCGUCUGCUCAGCUUCAGCUCACUCUCGCAGCUGAGGAGAGACAACUUUGUACUUGGACCUUCUUUGCGUCACCUGUCCAUCUGCUGGUACUCCAGCAGAGUGCUGCAGGUGUGCAACAUUGAGGACUGGAUGAAGAGCUCCUUUCAGAAGGACAUCUGCAGCAAACAUGACACACUGGUCAGCACCUUCCUGGCUCGUGUCUGUCGCACGUGCCCUAACCUGCUAUCCUUGAAGCUCUCGGGCUGCGGACACAUCACAGAUCAAGACGUGAUCCUCCUGCUGGAGAAGUGCAGGAAGUUGCAUCACCUUCACCUAGAGAACUGCGCCCGCAUCACAGACCGUUUACUGGACCGGGCGGUGGCUCACGGUACCAGUCUUGAGGAGGUCAAAGUUGACUUUUGCAGGAACAUCACAAAAGAGGGGCUGAGGUUUGUGCGAGAGAAGAAGCCAGAGUUAAAACUAAGUGCAGUGAGGAGUGCAGACAUGAUCCCAGAUAGUAAACCUGAGGAGAAGGUGCCACUCAGAAGGACCUUGCAGAAACUCCUGGAGUUCUCCUGAUAGAACUAGUGGUUUCUAAGGACUAUGUGUUAUUUAUUGGCAGCGUGAUUUUUGAUUUUUUAAAAAAAAAAACAUUUUUAUACAGUUUGUGUUUUUCUUCCUUAACGUUCCUAUGGUAAUUCCCCACUAUUUCACCAUGUACGACCACAGAUAGUUAAAAAGCACAAACACCUUUUUUGUAUAAUUGCCUUUAUUUACUCACUCACUGCCAUUAAUGGCAAUAUAGAUCAGAUCCUUACUUGACAAAGUUUACACUAAUAACUACAUUCCUACUCCUUCUUUUAUAUUCAAGCUGAAUCUGAAAUUGUAUACAAAAAUGAUCUGGCUAACACAGUCCAAGAUUUAACAGCAUAUUUACUGUCAUGUUCAAGAAUCGUUUGGUUUUUGCGUGUUGUUUUUGAGGUCCCACACAUACUGAAAAUUGGUCAAGAUGUUUAAGGAAGAGAAAACCCCUGUUCAUGUGCAUCCCAGAGGGAAAAAAUCUUGUUUCAUAAAGUAAAAUAAAAAAUUUCAUUUUUUCCAAUGUGUAAUAGUGGUGAAAAUAUACACUACUGUUCAAAAGUGUGGGGUCUAAGCGACCCAAAGAAGUAUGAGAAAUAGCCGUUGCUAGACAUUUUUAAAUGCUAGUGCUAUUAUAGCCAAUCAAACACCCUAUUUGAAAAAGCUUUAAAGGGAACCUCGGACCUAAAGACUUA